UAGAAGAAGCAAAUAGUCCAGUUGUUGGGUUACGUUUAUCUUUGGCUCGUAAAGAAAACGUUAAAAAAGUGUAAUAUUCAACGAAUUUUCUGUCGAAAAUUCUAGAAAUCCAUAAUUGUGUAUACACCGGUGCUAAAGUCGACAAGUGAAACCGUUGAUUUUUGUGCAAAAUAACAUAAAUUUGCAUUUAAAAAUUUUGCGCGUUCAGCGUGGCGUGUGUAUGUAUAUAUGUGUGCGUAAUAUACCUGCUAGUUGCUUUAUAUCGCUGUCCCAGUGCGAAAGGAGAGCAGAAGAGAGAACUCGCUACUUUAAAGCAAAGCGUUGCAACUGAACGAAAACAUUGCAAAAUACAAUUCAUUGUAUUUUGUAAGCAAUAUUAAUACUAAUACCAACGUCAAAAUGUCCGACGAGACCAGCAUACAAAAACCGGAAGGAGAGACGGUUGCCGAAACCAAAUCCAACAACGAUGAAGAUGCAACAAUUCAGCCGGCAGUGGAUGAGAAGAAGACACCCAAACGUACGCCAAAGCGACGCUCAUUCAUUGAGCGCGCUCAGCGCGAGAGUGAGGAAUUGGUGCGGACAAUGGGCGGCACCUUGGAGCUGGAGGGUGGACGGCGUACUCGAUCCAGUACACGAGGUACUCCGACAAGAAGCGCUGAUACCGUUACACCGCCUCCAAGUAAAAAGGCUCGCACAUCGCCAGCGAUCGCUAAGAGCGGAGGACGGGGACGCGGUGCUCGAAAGCUGGAUGUUGGCGGCGAUGAAGAAGUUGAACAAGAGACAACAAAAGCCAAGCCAGUAACUGUGGAGAAGGAGGAGGUGGAAGAGAAGGCUCAAGCAAGCAAAACCACUAAAACAACCGCCACUGCGAAGAAAGGAAAGAAGGAAGAAAAGGAACAAAAACAGAAGGCAGCUGACGCGAAAGACAAAAAGGAUACCAAGGACACAGAGGAUGCCGAAACAAAGGCUACAGAAACGAAUGAACCUGCGUCAAAGACCACCGAAAGUAAGGAUCAGCCUGAUUCCAUUGCCCAGGAGCCUGCCCCACAAGAGGAAAAACAAAACAACAUUGUUCACGAUAAAUCAGACGCAAAAGAACCCGAAACAAAGGAAAAAACACCCGAGCCAUCGACAACUGCGGAGGAACCGGCCAAAGUUGAAAGCCCACCAAAGAGUGAUGCGACAGCUGCUGUUCCUGUUUCUGAGUCACUCAUGGAAGUGGAUGACGAUGAGAAAGAACAAUCAAAAACGGAUCAGACUACCGCUGAUGCAACAUCCUCCGACAUUUCUACACCUGCUGACAUCACAGAAUCAGUAGACAAAAAGAAGGACUCAGAAGAGUCGCAAGAAAGUGAGAGCAGUGGGGAGCCGAAACCCGAAACCACCGAAACUGCUGAGCCCGCCAAGCAGCAAACACCGGAACCCAUGGAAGUAGAUUCAAGUUCGAAAGUCAGCACUGAAUCUGCCAGGCCCAUAUCACCCGUCAAAGAAGUUGCCCCAGUAGCAGCCGCUGUCGAAAACAGCGACAAACCUAAAGCGGCCGAAAUGGCAACAAGCAAUAACGAAGUCGUUGAAUUGGCCACCGAAGCCAAAGAGGAUGCUCCAGUCCUUCCAGAGAAGGAGGCACAAGCAAGCGAAGUCGAAAGCUCAUCAGCAGAUAACAAUACAACCAAAGCUGAUGAAGCUCCCGCCAGCAAUGAUGUGAGCAAGCUGGCUGCGCCAGUUGCCCCAAUCGAAGUCCCAUUAACGGAGGCGCCAGCCGCACCCGCCAAGGAGACAAACUGCGACAACAAGUCCGAGCACAAUGACAAUGGUGAACCGAAGAUCGUUAACAAUGCCACCGAAGAUGGCGAGAACCAUGUGACGCCGCAGGCCUGCAAUUAAGCAGCACCAUAAUUAUAAUAAUAAUAAUGAUGAUGAUGAUGAUGAUAAUGAAAACCAAUAACUAAAGUUAAAAGCCGUAUAUGUACAAGUGUUGCUUCGGCUCAUUUCGACAAGCCAACAAAUAUGCAAAUCACGACGAGUUUUUCGUACGUCUACUACGUCACGCGCCUAACGCCUAACCAGGGCUAAGUUCUUUUUCCAUUGUCAAGAUUUUUCUUUUUAUUCUCAAGCCACAAAAUCGUACGCGAUUGCAAUUCACUAAACAUCUUCCAGUCUUUGGCUGUAAUCGACGCUGGACUUUCAAUGCUGUUUUGUGUGAGCAAUAUAGACUAACAAUAACACAUCCACAGCAAAUAGAAACUAUCACGUAGCCCUAACCCGCCAAUCUAAACACACACACACACAAGCCCAACCCCACACACACAUAAAUUGUUAAAAGCAAUCAACUAUAAAUAAUAUGUAUGUGUAAAAUUAAUUAAAUCGGAAACAAAAGAAAUACAUUAUUAAGAAAUGUAUGUAAAAUAGAUGUUUUUAAAUUUUAAGACAUAAUCUAUAAUACGAUUCUAACUUUAACAAACCCAUUUGGAUAACACUCAAAACCCAAGGAAAGAUUUAAACAGCUGAUGCGUCAUUCAAGAAAUUAAGUACAUUUAGAUAUAUACAUAUUUCUAUAUCUUAUAACUUUACGAAUGCCAUUCACACUUACCUGGCUAUUAACAACAAAUCCUUGUUUUUUUUUUUUUUUGUAUUUUUAAUUUCAAUACAAUAUUUCUUAAUUUGAAGUUGCUCACAUUUAGCAUAUAGCUAUUAAAAUUUUGUCAUUUAAUUUUACCUGAAAAAAAAAAUUGUAUCAAACAACGCAUCAAUUGUAUUCUGCAUAGACAUUGCAACACAAAAAUCUUUUCCAGGCAAUCUUAACUAAAUUACGAAUAGUACUGUACAAUUUUUCAAUGAAAAAUUCGAAAAACAAAACAAACAAAAAAAAAAAACAAAAAACAAAAAAAAAGAAAAACCUCACACACAAGAGCGUAAAAUACUUUGGAACUCUUUUUUAUAACUGAAAUAAUCAGUCGAAACAGUUUUUGUAUGUAGCUGGAUACUUUCUGUAUAAGGAAUUCUUCAUUUAAAUAUUCUUUUGUAAAUAAAUCGUUUAAAAAUACAAAAGAGA
Messenger RNA from Drosophila mojavensis, 3052 nucleotides. Its product is annotated as pollen-specific leucine-rich repeat extensin-like protein 1. NCBI's taxonomy places the organism in Eukaryota, Metazoa, Arthropoda, Insecta, Diptera, Drosophilidae. The transcript is spliced from 4 exons. The record is from RefSeq and is a predicted model, not a curated record. The coding region runs from base 400 to 1884 and encodes 494 amino acids.